Messenger RNA from Pelmatolapia mariae (spotted tilapia), 915 nucleotides. RefSeq names its product odorant receptor 131-2-like. Gene Ontology annotation, cellular component: membrane. Gene Ontology annotation, biological process: G protein-coupled receptor signaling pathway; detection of chemical stimulus involved in sensory perception of smell. The record is from RefSeq and is a predicted model, not a curated record. Lineage: Eukaryota; Metazoa; Chordata; Actinopteri; Cichliformes; Cichlidae. Gene Ontology annotation, molecular function: odorant binding; olfactory receptor activity; G protein-coupled receptor activity. Bases 1 to 915 code for a protein of 304 amino acids. The transcript has 2 exons.
AUGAGUACAUCAUCUACCAAUCAGACCGUGGCCAUAAACUAUCGAGACGCUUUCGCCAAUGUUGUGCCAAAGAAUGUGUUUGUUGUGGUUCUCUGCAUCUCCAUCAACUACAUCAAUGUAGCACUGAUGCAAACAUUUUCCAAAAACCAGAUCUUUUAUACAAAUCCACGGUACAUCCUGUUCUUGCACCUGAUACUCAACGAUAUGAUCCUAGUAACACUGAGCACCAUGAUGUUCGUCAUCAGCUACGUCCUCAUCAGGAUAAAUGUCUCUGUCUGUUGUGUGCUCACCCUGCUUGCUGUUUUAGUCACUGAAAACACCCCUCUGAAUCUGGCUUGCAUGGCAGUGGAGUGCUACAUUGCCAUCUGCAUCCCUCUUCGUCACGUCCAAAUCUGCACUGUCAAAAGGACGUUAAUUUUAAUUGGUUUAAUUUGGAUGACCAGCAUGCUGUCUGUUCUUCCUGAUCUCUUCAUCAGCUUGGCCACAAUGCCACUGGAUUUCUUUAAUUCUCGUGUGUUUUGCAUCAAAGAAACAGUCUUUCGAAUUCCCCAGAUUAUCAAGAAGAGGGAUAUCACCUAUAUAGUUUAUCUGGUUAUUGUCUGGUUUAUUAUCUUUUUUACGUACUUCAAAAUCCUGUUCACCGCAAAAACAGCAAGCCAAGAUGCUACAAAGGCCAGAAAUACAAUUAUUCUCCAUGGUUUUCAGGUGUUGUUGUCUAUGUCGAUGUAUAUAGAGCCCCCACUGAAGGAGGCGCUGCUGAAAUGGCUUCCUCAAUAUUAUUCAGAUUCCCUUUUUGCUUGUUAUAUUAUUUUCCAGAUCCUACCACGAGCAAUUAGUCCAAUAGUUUAUGGAGUAAGAGACAAAACUUACAGGAAGUACCUGAAAAAAUAUCUGUUAUGUAAAAUGAGCUCCUAG